UCUAACCUAGUCUUAAUAGUAACAUCUUAUCUACUUAACUUAUGUAUUAAAUAUUGUAUUAAUUUUUACAUACAAAUUUACUAACGAGAACAAUGGAUACUAUAUAAUUGUGACUCUGUUUGUUAGGGUCUCCAGUCAUAAACUAAAAGACUUGCAGACGGUGUGAUUGUUUAUGUGUGCGUGAAGUAUGAAUGUUAGCCUGAACGUAUUAGUAAGUUUGCAGUUAGUAGUGAUAGCGGAUUUUUCUAUUCUAAGUACGAAAAAUCCUUCACUUUGCGGCGGGGUACUGUAACGUUGUACUUUGCUAGCUUUAAGAAUAGGUUAGAAAUUAAAUAAAGUAGAAAUAUUUACAAUACAAUUAUUCUAAAAUUAAUAAAACACCUAAAUUAAACUAAACUAAAUAUAAUAAAAAAUUAUAAUAUAUUAAAAUUAACAUAAUUCAUAUACGGAACCCAAUAUUAAUUAUUUACACAAAGGUCCUCGUAACUAUUGCGCCUACGCAUCUCUAAACUGGUGAACUGGUUUCGCCGCGCGCGACGGUGGUGCCUCGAGUGCAUUCGGGCCUGAGACGCAGGCAGACGACCAAAUUGCAUCAGACGUGACGGCUGUGUCACACGUUUUUUUUUACUUGACCUUCAAGUAUUGCGUACCUGCCUAAUUUCUACUUAUUUGUGCUAGACAAAUUCUAAUCGGAAAUCCCGCUGGGGAUUUUCUACGGUGGAUUUAAUUUCUACGUUGGAUUGCUACGUUGGAUAUUCUACGUUCUUGUUUAAACCCUCGCUACGCAAUCUUUCUACCUGGCGGCGAGUGAAAGACCAGACCUGAUCCUGUCUGGAACUACCUGGGUCCUGCUGGAGACCUGGCAGUGCAACCUGGCAAGGAGCUGGGCCGUCGUCGGAGCUACACCACGGUUCAGGCCAGUGUUCCCAGUGUACCUUCUACCUCAAGAUCUAUUCGUGAUUAGGGCAACAGAAGUUGGCUUAAAUAAAGUCUCAAUUUCUACCAAAUUGUGUACUUUAUUUGGACCCCUACCUACCUACCUGUCGGCCAGCCUGACUACCAGCCUACCAACGGCCGCAGUGGCGCCCUUACCGUGGUUUCUGUUGCCUAAUCACGUCUAGAUUCUAGUCUAUUGGUCAGCUGCUAAAUAAUCACCUACCUACAAGUUAUUGUGAACGAGACGGUGACGCGGCGAACUGGUACGUACCUUGUCAUAAUAUUAUACUGUGCUCUUUUCUGUUUUUUAUUCUUUUAUGUUCUGGAUGUGCCUUUUCUGUUUUUUCUUUCUGUUUUAUGUUAUUUGUUAACUGUUGCGUAUUGUACACGUUACUUUUGGAAAGCAUAUCGGUUAUUAUUUUAAAUAACUAUUUCGAGUUCAACAACAAUAAAACUACAUGUCAAAUUGAAACUAUUAUUGUAAAUGAAUGACUAAAGCUACUUUUUAAUGAUUAGAUCUUAUUAAUUAUUGUUAUACGUAACAGUUCGCACAUUUUUUUUCUUCCUUUCUUUUCUAUCAUUUUCAUUUUUUUGUUUUUCACCUACCCACUUAUUUUUUUUCUUCUCAUUUAAUUUUUAUUUGGGUAUUGAUUUUGCAUCACCUCAUCGUAAUAAAAGGUAGUAGUUACUUCUAGUUGUAAAGAACACCAUUUCAUCUUCAUUUCAUUAUCUAAUAGUUAGUAUCUGUUUCUGUUUUCACUUCUUAAUUUCUGCACUGUAAGCGUCAUGGAAACUUACCCUAUUAAAUUCUUUUUGCUUAACAAAAACGAAUUAGUGUACGAGGUGCUAAUUAGAGGCGAGGAACCUGCGUCAACGGUACUUGAACUCCGUAAACAAAUUAAUAAACUUACACCUAUUAUUCCUACUUCGGAUAUUUGCGAAUCGGGCAUAGAACCGGACGUUGAUAUUUCGGGUGCUAGCACAUCUUUAAGCGAGCUAUUAUCACGCGUAAAGACUCUCGAGGACAAGUUCGAUGCUAAUCUUUUUGAACGUACUAGGGCUUUAUGCAAUCACCUAUAUCACCGUAUAAAACGUUUAGAUGGUUCUGAUUCUAAAUAUGCAGACAAAAUCAAAUCACUAACAAAACAUAUUACUGCACUUUCGGCAAAAUUAGACACUAUAAAUAAAUCUGCUAAUCCUACUAGCUGUGAGCCUGUAGCAGGAGUUGUUCACUCAAUUGCAUCUAGUGAUGUUCCACCUAACGUAUCGAUACAUUGUGACCGUUCGCAUAUUAGUGAUUUACAAAAACUUAAAUAUAAUGGCAAGUCUUGCGUUCACGCCUUUAUACAGAGAGUGAGGGAAUACAGCACGGCUAGGAACAUAGCUUCUUCUAAAUUGUUAGCUUACGCCACGGAAAUAUUUACGGGUGACGCGUUACAUUGGUACCGUAGCAUCAGAACCUCUGUGUCUACGUGGGAGGAACUGGUGGCUGUACUGGUUCAGGAUUUUAGUCACUUUGACUAUGACUACCGACUUCUGUCUGAGAUUCGGCAGCGCACUCAAGGUGAUACUGAGACGAUCACAAUCUAUUUUGCUAAAAUGAAAGAAUUAUUUUCCAGGCUUAGUAAAGAUAUAUCAGAACAAGAAAAACUAGAGAUCCUUCUACAUAAUAUUCGACCUUGUUAUGCUAGUGUAUUGGCUUCUAACUCAUCAACUAUAAAUUCUAUUGACAGCUUAAAAACAAUCUGCAGGAACUUUGAAAGAAUUCAGUCCUUAACUUCUCAGUUUAAAGAACCUCCUAGAAUUACAGGUGAAACCUUAGCUCCAGAUCUUGCAUUCUCCAAAUUUAAUGAACCUAAUUUAAAUAAACCUAAAUUCUACAAUCAACAUAGAUAUAAUAAUAAAUAUAAUAACAAUUCUGAUAGUAAUUCAUCUUACACUAAAACUAAUUUUAAAAAUCAACAUUUUAAUAAUAAUUCUUAUAAUAUUAAUAAAAAAUCGAACACUAAUGUAGCUGCUAUAACACAGCCUAGUGUUUCAAACAUAAAAACUGUUUUCUGUCCACGUUGUCGUAACUCUGAUCAUCCCUUAAGUCAAUGUAAAGCUAACAGGUACCCUAUUUGUUUUAAAUGUGGAACAAAAGAUGUUAAAUAUCCUAAUUGCCCUAACUGUCACUCUAAAUCUAAUUCAAAAAACUAACUACUGAAGAUUGUUGUAAUAUAAAUGACAAAACUAAAACUAAAAACUCUAAAAAUUUUGAUGAAAACGAUUGGCAAAAUUGGCUAUUAACUAUUAAAACAUUCUUUUCAAGCUAUUUUGUUACAACAAUCUUCGAUAAAAAACCUAUAGAUGAUAUACGUCCCUACGCAACUGUCCUGGUAGGUGAUAUUACAUUGUGUGGAUUACUAGACUCUGGUUCAGCAGCAACUAUUCUAGGCAACAAUUGUCAUGAAUAUCUAAAAUCUAUUGGCCUAGCUAUUCAUAAAGACCUAAAAACCUUUACUGCUGCAGGAGGCGGAAAUUUACCUACUAUUGGUUAUGUUAAUUUACCCGUAACAUUCGAAAAUCAAUUUCAUAUUUUAAAAGCUUAUGUUAUACCUACUAUUAAAACCAAUCUUAUUCUCGGUGUCGAUUUUUGGACAAAAUUUAAUCUCUUUCCUAAAUUUUCUAAAUCUAUUUCGCUACAUCCCAAGUAACACA
This is a messenger RNA of Helicoverpa armigera (cotton bollworm), 3636 nucleotides long. RefSeq lists its product as uncharacterized. Gene Ontology annotation, molecular function: nucleic acid binding; zinc ion binding. The record is from RefSeq and is a predicted model, not a curated record. NCBI's taxonomy places the organism in Eukaryota, Metazoa, Arthropoda, Insecta, Lepidoptera, Noctuidae. Bases 1723 to 3135 code for a protein of 470 amino acids. The transcript has 2 exons.